AUGUUGAAGGAUAAAGGGCAAGCAACUUUUGAAGAUAAAUGGCCAUCCAUGCGUCCUAUAGUUUUAAAAUUACUGAAACAGGAAACUGUAACGCAAACAGAAUGGCAAGAUCUCUUCGUGGCGGUACAUUCAGUGUGCCUGUGGGAUGACAGAGGUCCACAUAAGUUAAGAGAUGCACUCCAGCAGGAUAUAAUGAUGUACAUAAAACAAGCCCAAGCGCGAGUUCUUGCACAACGUGAAGAUCAAGCACUUCUUAAGGCUUAUAUUGCUGAAUGGGGAAAAUUUUUCACUCAGUGUAAUUAUCUGCCUACACCGUUCCGCCAAUUAGAAAAUUCCAUCAAUAAUAUUAGCAAAAGUACAAGUUCUAAUGCAUCAAAUUCUCAGAAAAAGAACAAUAAUAAUAAUAUAGAAGAUAGUUUAGUCCGAAAAUUGAUGUUAGAUUCAUGGAACCAAAGCAUUUUUAUGGACAUCAAGCAAAGAUUACAAGAUUCUGCAAUGAAGCUUGUACAAGCUGAACGAAACGGAGAAUCUUUUGACUCACAGCUAGUGAUAGGUGUAAGAGAGUCAUAUGUUAAUUUGUGCUCAAAUUCUAUUGAUAAGUUACAAAUAUAUAGAGAAAACUUUGAAGCUGCCUAUAUGCAAGCUACAGAAGAGUUUUAUAAAUUGAAAGCAAAUGAGCAUUUAUUGUCAAACGGUGUACAGUCUUACAUGAAAUAUUCUGAUCAGAGAUUGAAAGAAGAAGAGGCUAGAGCCCAUCGAUAUUUAGAACCAGGAAGUGGAAGCGUGGCUGCACUCACUCAGUGUUGUGAGAAGGUUCUUAUUGGUGAACAUCUACCAACAUUACUAGCUGAAAGUGCACCCCUUAUAAAAGCUGGGGAGACAGAAAAGCUUCAGUUGAUGUUUCGUCUCUUAGAUAGGGUUCCGGAAGGGGUAACUCCAAUAUUAAGGGAUCUAGAAGCUCACAUAGUGUCAGCAGGCUUAGCAGAUAUGGUAGCAUCAGCUGAUAUAAUUACAACUGACUCUGAAAAAUAUGUAGAGAGAUUAUUAGAUCUAUUUAAAAGAUUUAGUACAUUAGUUAAAGAUGCUUUCAUGGAUGAUCCUAGAUUUCUUACUGCUAGAGAUAAAGCUUAUAAGUGUGUUGUAAAUGAUACUACAGUUUUUAAGUUGGAAUUGCCAUCAUCAGCACUAUUAAGAGGAAGCAAGGGCACAGCACCAGAAAGUAAAUGUCCUGAGCUUCUUGCUAAUUACUGUGAUAUGUUGUUACGUAAGACUCCACUCAGUAAAAGGUUAACUAGUGAUCAGAUAGAAUCAAGAUUAAGAGAUGUUUUAUUAGUAUUGAAAUAUAUUGAAAACAAAGAUGUCUUUAUGAGGUACCACAAAGCUCAUUUAACUAGACGAUUAAUAUUAGACUCUAGUGCUGAUUCUGAAAAGGAGGAGGAUAUGGUCGAGUGGCUACGUGAAGUUGGCAUGCCGGCUGAUUAUGUCAAUAAACUUGCUCGUAUGUUUCAAGAUAUUAAAGUUAGUGAAGAUCUUAAUACACAAUUCCGAGGUGAAACUACAAGACAUGAUGCCAUAAAUAUUAAAAUACUAAAUGCAGGUGCUUGGGCGAGAGGUUCAGAGAGAGUUACUGUAAGUCUUCCUUUAGAAUUAGAAGAUUAUAUACCAGAAGUAGAAGAAUUCUAUAAAAAGAAACAUUCUGGAAGAAAGUUGCAAUGGUACCAUCAUAUGAGUAAUGGAACAAUAACAUUUGCUAACUCAGUGGGCAGAUUUGAUUUAGAUGUGACUACUUUUCAAAUGGCUGUUCUAUUUGCUUGGAAUCAGAGACCAAUGGAAAAAGUUACGUAUGAAAACUUAAGGCUAGCCACAGAAUUACCUGAUCCAGAAUUAAGAAGAACAUUAUGGUCAUUAGUUGCAUUUCCGAAGCUUAAAAGGCAACUGCUGUGUUAUGAACCUCUUGUGCAAAAUCCAAAAGACUUUUCAGAAAAUACAACAUUUUGGGUUAAUCAGGAAUUUGCCCUUGUUAAAAAUGGAAAGCCACAAAGAAGAGGUAAAAUUAAUUUAAUUGGAAGACUUCAAUUGAGCACGGAACGCUCACAAUUAGAAGAUAACCAUUCCAUUGUUCAACUAAGGAUACUUCGAACUCAAGAAGCAAUCAUCAAGAUACUAAAGAUGAGAAAGCGUAUAACAAAUACUGCUUUACAGAGCGAACUCGUCGAAAUUCUAAAAAAUAUGUUCCUACCAUCAAAAAAAAUGAUCAAAGAGCAAUUGGAAUGGCUCAUCGAACACAAGUAUAUGCGUCGCGAUGACGAGGAUAUCAAUACUUUUAUAUAUAUGGCC
Brenthis ino (lesser marbled fritillary) is the source of this 2337-nucleotide messenger RNA. NCBI's taxonomy places the organism in Eukaryota, Metazoa, Arthropoda, Insecta, Lepidoptera, Nymphalidae. The record is from the annotation of a GenBank genome assembly.